UUUACCCAUAAAAUAAUAAAAAUGAAUCCUGGUAGUAAGGGCAGGUGACUCUUUUAAUUGGAUCACUGUGGAGAUAUUUGGUAUGCGUGUCACAGCAAAAGUUAGUUUUAGUUGUUUUGUUUACGUGCCCUAAUUUUGAUUUGAUUUGAUUUGGGAACUCUUACGCUCAAGAGAAUCAGUAGUAAGAAAAUGAAGAAAUCAGAAGAAGAAGAAGAAGAAAAAUGUGGUUUCAUAUUCAUGUGCAAUGGCUCGACCAAACCCCAAUGCUUUCUUUACCGUGUUUUCGGGCUACCCAUGGCUCAACAACUAGCAGUCCUUCAGAUUAAAGCCGGUGCCAAGCUUUUUCUUUACGACUUUGAUGUGAAGCUUCUUUAUGGUGUCUACGAGGCCACUUCAGUUGGUGCUCUCAACUUGGAACCCACUGCCUUUCAUGGAAAAUUCCCUGCCCAGGUCAAGUUCAAGAUUUUCAAGGAAUGUUUACCUCUUCCCGAGAGGGUUUUCAAAGCUGCAAUUAUUGACAAUUACCAGGGUUCAAGGUUUAAACAACUACUUAGUAGUGCACAGGUGAAUGCUCUCAUCUCAUUGUUCCCCCCUCUUCAUUCGAUACCACCUACUUAUAAUGGGCCACCAUUUCUUUCCAAUGCGGCAACACCCCAAGAAAGGUUCCACUUCCACCACCAACUAACCACUCCGCCUCGCUUACCUGGGGUUGCAGUGCACCACGUUCCUCAGUCCCAAAUACCUGCUGAUAAUAGACUUGAACAUGUAGUUGCACCUCCGAAGCAUCCUCAAUAUGUACCCCAAAUAACCCUUCGAACUCCAAUGCAUCAACAAAGAUACGUGAUAAAGCAGCCUGCUCUGCCUCAUAAUGCAGCGUUAUAUCAACAAAGACAAGAGUCAUACUUGCCUCAAAAUUCUUCCUCAAAUUUGCAAGAUCCAUAUCUAAGAUAUAUUCGCGAAUUUGAGAUGGUGCAUAGGCCUUCUGCUGUAGAAUAUGCAAGUGGCUACGCAAUUCCUCAGUUACCACAGCAGGGAGAGAACGAGGAUAUCCCUAAAUCUAAUUAUGUGGCUGAAUAUGGUGGUCAACAUUUGCCAACUACGACCUCACAUAUUUCUUUCUACUCGCAUUCUUUGCCCCAAUCGAUCACACCAUCACUUCCUCCUGCUCAUGGACAAGUUGAGUUGCCAGUGUUUCACGAACCUUAUUAUCCUACAUCAAUCCGUGAUAAUCCGAGCCAGAUCUAUAAUGAUCCUCUGCAAAGGCUCUUACCUGGAAGUUCUCGGGCAAAUGCUGCAGCCCCUUCUCAUGUUUCAUUUGUUGGAGCAGCACCAACAUACCGUUGAGUGGAAAUUGGAUAUUAUAACUGACCUGGUAUUGCUUUUUUAUUUUUUUUUUGCUUGUAUGAUUCACACAACACACACCUCAUGCAUCCAUUUAUGUACAUCUUGGUAGGCAUGCCUAUGCUCAAAGCCAUUUUUUAUUCUAGCUGGAAAGCAAACUUCAAGCUUCCAUGACCUGUUUUUUGUGUGUAAGCAUACACUUGCUGCAACUGUGUAUAGUUAUGACCUAUGUAAACUUUGGCCUCGUGAUCCUAAGAAAUGUGGUACAGACCAUAUAGACAUCGUGGUUGAUGAUUUUAGUUCUUUAUACCUGUAUCUACAUCUUUGAUGGUGUUUACUAAGAGUUCGAUUAUGUUAACUAAUGAUUAGAUAAAUUAUACCAGAAUGAAUUCUCUUU
Messenger RNA from Cannabis sativa, 1738 nucleotides. RefSeq lists its product as uncharacterized. NCBI's taxonomy places the organism in Eukaryota, Viridiplantae, Streptophyta, Magnoliopsida, Rosales, Cannabaceae. The record is from RefSeq and is a predicted model, not a curated record. The transcript is spliced from 4 exons. Bases 190 to 1344 code for a protein of 384 amino acids.